UGGCGCUCUGCGAUCGAUUAGCGCGUCUGGGGAGAAGUAGACAGGAACAGGGCAGAUUGACUGGAAAGUCGGAAAGAGUGCGAUCUCUAAACCUAAACAAAUAAAAUCCUUCAAACACGACAGUUCGAAAGGUUUUACUGUAAUCUGGCCACAAAUGUGUUUUGUGCACGUCCACAUAUCGGAUUAUUGCUUUUUGCAAGAGGGACAACUGGUCAUAGAAGAGUUGAUCUGCAAGACGGAGGAGCGAGUUCUUAAAUGUGUGGGUCCCACCAUCCCAAACAGUUUUACCAAUCGGCACUGUCUACAGCAAGAUAUCAACUGCGUGGUGCCACUGACUGUCCAAAGCUCCAACUGCUUUUCCUUUUUCCAAAGGGGGAUUAAUGUGUGGCCCAUCAAGUGUUUACGUGGCUAGAGCGUGUUUCAGUUGUAUGGCGCUUCAUUGAGUUAUCUACUUGAUGAAGCGUUCAUUGAAUUAAUGAACAGGGAUAUCUAUCAUAUUUGGAGAACCAAGCAUAACAUUGGCCUUACAGAAGAAGUUUUCAUGGCAACGAACGUCAUGUGUUCUUGAAGAUAUGUCAGAAUCCUUCAUGUUGCAGUACUCCCAAUUAUCCAUUUUCUCUGUAUGAUAAAAAUGCAAACACAAUGUUAGUCAAAUUAUAAAAACAGCCCCUGCCUUGCUCUUGUGAUGUGACACAUCGGCUGCCCUGUUUUGCCCCCGCGUGACUCCCUGGCUGUUUUGAUGAGGUGAACUCAGGCCUUCCACCACUCUGUAAAACAGCUCUGUGUGGUACACCCACCUCAACCCCUGGUUUUCUAUGCUUGUGCAUGUACGUUGAUUACAAUGAGCUCGUGACAAGGAGCAUCCCCAAGUGUCAGAGCAGGCACAUCGUGCUGCCUCCAGAACUUUAAGAAGAAGAAAAAGAAAAAGAAAAAAAAGAACAACAACAGACUCUGAGCCACUGAACUGGCGAGGUUCCUCAUUUUGAGGCCAUUUGAGACUGUGGAAGCCUCUAUAAACUACCCCAAGACACCCAAACCUCCUGUCUCCACAGACCUGCAUGCACUCUCUUUAUCAGCCUUUUCUCUUGAUGUAAGGCCAACCUGGAGGAUCACCAAACUACCACUGCAUAUCAUUCACUCUUCCAUCGCCACCUCUCAUCCCUCUCUUGCUGGUCUGACCAGGCCAAGGCCCUCGGCCCUCUACUCAGAGUACAGUGCGUAGGGUGCCGCUUACUGCUCCUGCCUCAAACAUAGCCGUCUGUCAUCCACCACACCACCCUGGACACUGGAAUCUCCCUGAGGCCAGGGACUGCCGUUGUCCUCGGCCGCUAGGUCGCUCACCUCCAGGAGGAGCCUUGAGGAGCACACCGGCACAGCUCGCUGCAGAGACAGGGCCUGGUGCGGAGACAGAGAUCUGAGGACGGCCACUGGAGUUCAGAGCCUAAGACUCUGGGAUCCUGGCCAUGAGGUUUGAUGCCUCGCUCCACUGAAGGGAGACACUGGACCUAAAUGGCGCAGCAUGACUUUGUUCCUGCCUGGCUUAACUUCUCCACGCCUCAGCCUGCCAAGUCCCCUGCAGCCAACCUUGAGAAGCAUGGAGAGCACCUCCCCCGAGGAGACCACCGGCCAGGGGGGAGCCGCCGCAGGCACAACUCCUCGGACGGCUUCUUCAACAAUGACCCACUCCGUGCUCCUGCAGGGGAUGGGUGGCAGCAGCCUUCGCUGUUGAGGCAUGACUCGGUGGACUCAGGUGUGGCGAAGGGUUCUGGGGGCGGUUUGGGGAGCGGGCAGAGCUGGAAGGAGACGCCUGGCUGGCCGCACCAUCACCAGGGUCGCCAUGGCAAGCGUGGAGGAGGCGGAGAGCGUGAGAGGCCGGGAGGGGUCCACAGACUGCGCAAUGGAAACUUCCAUCCUGCGCGCAAGGGCGGGCCCUACCAGGACCGCUACUCCGACGAGGAGCGCAACGAGGACAAACUCAAGUUCGUGGAAGAGGACUUUCCCUCCUUAAACCCGGAGACGACUGGAAAGCCAGUGAGCCAGGCUCGUGCUGUGGGGACCCCUGCCGGAGUUUGGGAAAACCCCCCCAGUGCCAACAAGCAGGUGUCUAAGAUGCUGGUCAUUAAGAAGGUGUCUAAGGAGGACCCCAGUGCAGCCUUCUCAGCUGGUUUCGCCAGUGCUGGCCCACUGCCCACCAACGGCACCAAGGUGUCCAUCUCUGGACCGAGUGUCUACAAGAACCUGCUGCCCAAGCCUGCCACAGCUCCCAGCAAGACGGGCCCCUGGAAGCCCAAUGGAAGGGAAGCUAAAACGGGUUUGCAUUUCUCCGGCCGGGACUCCGCCUUCUCAAGCCCCGCCUCUGUGACCAAACCUCUCGCCCCUGUCAGCGCCCCACAGCAUGCCACCCCAAAGGAGCCCCCCUCCAGCACGACCCCUCCCAUGGACAUCACCCCUCCCCGCCUGAAGCUGAUGCGCCGCAGCACCGACCGGAAGAGCGAGUUCCUGCGCGGCCUCAAGGAUGAGCGCAACGGAGACGUGGGCGGCAACCACAGCCCUGGAGUACCCACAGAGGGAGAGGGCAGCACCCCAGAGGCCAAGGAGUACGGAGAGGGACACGAGAACGGCAUCUCUCACUCACUCAGUGACUCUGAUACCGAACAUCUGUCCAGCUCCCUGGAGGCAGAACAUCGGCUGCUCAAGGCCAUGGGCUGGCAGGAACACCCCGAGAACGAUGACAACUUCCUGCCUCUGACUGAAGACGAACUGAAGGAGUUUCAGGCUAAAACUGAACAGCUGAAGAAGAAUGGACUGGGGCGCAACGGAAUGCUGGUGAGGCCCCGGGGUGUUGCCAUGCCGAUGGCCUGGCGGAGCCCCGUGGAGCCGGGGUUGGAGGAGGAGGGGUCCGAGUCAGAGACCAGCAGCAGCUGUCAGACGUCUGACGACGAGGGCACCUAACUAGGGGAACGCCUCACCACGACUCUGGCCUCUUCCAUGUCCUUCCUCCCACUUCACUGACCACCUGAACACACCCCCAUCCUGCUACUGCAGUCUCGCUCGCUCGCUCUCUUCCAUACACACUGUUUUAUUUAAAGAAAUGAGAGAGAUUUCUCAUGAAAACAACACAAAUGAGGAUGAAAACAACACAAAUAGCAAUCUCAUGCACAAGAGACAUCAAUCAUAUCCCAGAUAGAAAGAAAAAGAACAUGCCGUGAGUCGUUCACUCAUGAGGGCAGUUUUUGGUUUCUUUUUCAUCUCUCCCCUUUUCCUCUUUCCCUUUGCUCCUUUUGUUGUCCCGUUGUCCACGAACUUAUGGAAAAAAAUAUGAAAAAAGAAAAUGUUUAAAAGCCACACACAUCUGUUUUCUUUUUCUUUUUGCUUGGGGAAAAACAAAGACUAACUCACAAAUAACAGCAACUAUAAUCCUGAUUUAACAUGAAACAACUUCAUCAGAAUGUUCUCUUUUAAGAAAAGAAUGAAUAAAAAAAAAUGGCUUUGACACCUUUUUUUGGCAAAAGCAAUUCGUAGCGUUAGUGUUGAGAUAAAACAAUCAUUGUGAGCCGUUGCCAUCAACGCAAGCUCCCAGUCCCUCAAGGAACACACGUCUUUCGCCGUCUGCAGCAGUGAUGAGCUACCAACCCCUUCAAACACACACACACACUUACACACACAGUGCACUGUCUUAUGAUGCACGGCAGCUAGUGAAUGAAAAAAAAUGGGUGUAUGCUCUUAAUCCUGGUCCUGAAGGGCCCCCUCUUUAAGCUGGUUUUCAGAGCAGGUAGUCCAUCAUGAACGCACAUCUGGAACCCCAUGGCACCCACUGGUGGUGGCUAUUGAGAGAGAUGGGUGAUGGUGCUUUGAAAAGCAGCUCUGUGUGGGGGGGGGGGUGCCUCAGCGCCUGGCUUCAGAUGGAGGAAGGCUGAUGCUUGAGAUUUAACUGGAACAUGUUAUGUUCGGUGGAAGUGUGUCCCUCUGAUGAUGUGCUGUUUACUUUAACAUUGUUUGCUUUUGUUAACGUCUCAUGAUUAAAAGACGCAACAUGUUCUUUCUC
Molecule: messenger RNA, 4045 nt
Organism: Clupea harengus (Atlantic herring)
Lineage: Eukaryota; Metazoa; Chordata; Actinopteri; Clupeiformes; Clupeidae
Gene: gpbp1l1
Product: GC-rich promoter binding protein 1 like 1
Biological process (GO): positive regulation of DNA-templated transcription; DNA-templated transcription
Cellular component (GO): nucleus
Molecular function (GO): DNA binding; RNA binding
Source: RefSeq, a predicted model, not a curated record